GAAUAAGGAAGAUCAAAGGACAAGCAGACGUUCCAGGUACUUCUCCCUGGUGACCUGAGGUUGCUGAAAUCAAGAGGCUUAAAGGAUGCGUGUACUGUGGCUGACACUUCUCCUGGGAUCAGUAAUAUGGGCAGAGGAGCAGUAUUUUCACCAUUCCAAUCCCACCACAUGGGAUGAAGCCAGGCAGUACUGUCAGGCCUGUUUCAAAGACCUGACGACCAUCACUUGCAGGAACGUCCACGAUCUUUUGCAGAAACUCGGCAAUUCAGACUUCUGGGUUGGGCUUCGCAGGAGCUUCAAUGGCUCGAUCAUACCGUGGUCCAGGUGGUCCAAUGGUGACCCUGUUUCAUAUCAGAACUGGUAUCCUGGCCAUCCUGUACCAAAGGUAGAAACAUGUCCUUUAACUCCGAACAACACCUCGAUGAACUCAACCGGGGCACCAAAAGCAAACAACACAGAGGAGCAGUGUCCCCUAGUGUUGGAAAUACUUAACUGCCUAAAUUUGACACUUGGUGAGCUUGAAAAUAUAACCGGUCCCUUGGUCAAUCCGACUCCUCACAGUUUAUACAGUAGCCCACUGCCCACUGUUAAUAUCACUUCUAAUGAAACACAAACAUGCGACAUCAAAGCUGAAAAAUAUAUUGAGGAUUCUUGUUUGGCCCUGCUCAGCUUUGGGAUGUGGAAGGAAAAAGAGUGCAAUGAAAGUCUUCCAUUCAUCUGUUAUGAUGAACGUUUUUUUGGCGAAAUAAACAUUUCUAAUGUGACCAAAAGUGAGGGCCAUGUGAACUGGAGUCAGGGACCAGGGAACAUUAGCAACUACACAGUGAAAGUCACAGGGGGGCAUGAAAGUAAUGUGACAACCAUGGUCAAGAUACUGAAGAACCUCACGUCAGGAACUCUAUACAAUGUCCAGGUGUACCCUGUGAAAUGUGGCAGGCAUCUCAACCCUCAGAAUAUCUCUUUCUAUACCUCCCCAUCUGAUGUUUAUAACCUGACAGAAAUGAAUGUGGAUGAUACUAGCGUGCGACUGAGCUGGAAUCAUUCUGGAAACUGUGAUUUUUACUUAAUAACAGACAAGGACAAGCCGGACGAGCCAAAUACAAUCAAUACAACUGAAAUUAAGAUAUCUAAUCUUGUACCGGGGAAAGAGUAUACCUUCACUGCUUGUGCUGUAGUGAAUAGGACUACCAAAAGUGUGUCGGCAAGCGUUUCUUUUUUCACCAAGCCUUCACGUGUUUUGAAUCUAACGUCAGCUGAUAACAACUGUACAGUCAUAAGUGCUUACUGGAAAAAACCUGCAGGAAACCAUUCAAGUUACAAUAUUUGUCUUAAUGAGGCAAGUAACAGCCAGUGUGAAAACCACUGUCAGCCGGGAAACUGCAAUCAAACAAAAGUCGAACAUUUCACCUUUACAGAUAAAACACCUGGCAUGAAAUAUUGUCUGUGUGUGGCAGCACUAACAAACAACAGCCAGUUAUCUGGAGAAAUGGUUACAAUUGCAGCAUACACACGUCCAGAAAAGGUGGAACUUCUGAAUUUAUUUCCAUCUAACCAACACAUUUUCGCCAGUUGGACAGUUAAUGGACACUUUAAAGAAUUUUUAGUGAGCAUUGAACCAGCAGGCUUAAUAAAAGAAGAUCGGACACCUUAUAAAAACUACAAUUUUACGGGGCUUAAAGCAGGAGUACACUACACUGUAAAAGUCACCACCCUUUCAGAGAAACCCGACUUGAAAAGUGAUCCUGUUUACAUAUCAGACUAUACUAAACCUACUCCAACACCAUGGGUAACUGCCAUUGUUCUUAAUGAAACUUCCAUAUCUCUAACCUGGGGAGUUCCAAAAGAGUCAGAGGGAGCCUCAGAUAUUAAAUAUGAAGUGACGCAUCAUUCUGCUUAUUGGAACUCAACAAACUCUACCCAACAAGAUAAAAACCUUACCUUUGUUGGUUUACGGUCGGGAACAAAUUAUAACUUCAGUGUCAGUGUUAAGGCUGGCAAUUUGACGAGUCUUCCAGUAUUUGCUUCUAAUCAGACAAAGCCUUACAGGAAGACGUUGACAUUUGCCAUGUUGUGUACCAGUAAAACCCCACUUCUCUGUAGCGAGGGUCAAACUCAGACUGAUACACUGAACGAGCUGACAAAGAAUUUUAGUAAAACAUUUUUGGGGAUUCACUGGAACCUUACAAUGGUAGUAAGGAAAUGAUGUCACACACCAUUACUACAACAGACGUCUGGUUUGUAAAAAUAGCAUGACUGAUGAUGCAGUGUCUUGUAAUAUUGUAUGGCAUAACAUCAGCAAAUAUACAUUUUAUUUAUAAUUUUAAAUUAAUUCACCCUCUUUUUAGGAUCAGUGAUUUGAUCGAACCCAUAUUUACUGCUGAAAAUAGAAAUCACAGACCAUCAGUCACGUUUCAGCUCCUCGCAUACCACCAUUCUUCCGAGUUGUGCAUUGUUUCUUCAUUUAUAUUAAACUAUAAUUUUACUAUUUUUAACCAUUUUUAUAGUUUUUACCGCGAAAAAGGGAAAUUCAUUUUUCUGUAAUAAUGUUCUAAAAUGUAAUUCUCUUUGCAAAAUUGUAAAAAAAAAACUGAAUUUGAAAUGGUGGGGUGGCCUGGCUGGGUGCAUAGUGGUGGCGGUUAUGGUCAUAACUUUGACUUUGGCAGGAAUAUAUUAUUUCUUGAUAGUUACCAAUAUAUAAUUGUUUUGCAUUGUAUAUUAUUGUUUAGUCACACAUUGUACUGGAUUAUUUUAAUACCGCAGAUUUACAUUGCUAGUUAAAUUGAGUUUGAUUGUUUUUUAGUUUUCUGUCAAGAUUGGUGUAAUUAUUUAGUGAACUAUUCAUGUAUGCUUGUUUUCAUUUAAAAUAAAACCUUGCCAAAAAACUCUA
Molecule: messenger RNA, 2887 nt
Organism: Triplophysa dalaica
Lineage: Eukaryota; Metazoa; Chordata; Actinopteri; Cypriniformes; Nemacheilidae
Product: receptor-type tyrosine-protein phosphatase eta
Exons: 10
Coding region: 86-2203 (705 amino acids)
Molecular function (GO): protein binding
Source: RefSeq, a predicted model, not a curated record